AUGGCAUUUAAGGUCGAGAUAAAGGCGACCCACAUCGUUAAACCAUCGUCCUCCACUUCCGACCACCUGGAAACCCAUAAAUUAUCUCUUUUAGAUCAGUUAUCGCCUUCGGUUUACCCUCCGAUAAUCUUCUUCUACGAUACAAAGCAAGACUCGAACCUAACCCCUCUGCUCAAGGCCUCUUUGUCCAGAGUCUUGGCCUCGUUUUAUCCAUAUGCUGGACGUAUAAAUGGAGACGCUUUUGUUGAUUGCAAUGAUGACGGAAUCCCGUAUUCUGAAGCCAUUGUUGAUUGUUCUCUAUCUGAUGUACUUAAAGAAUGCGAUUUGAAUUUGAUGACCCAAUUUGUUCCUUUAACUGAGGAAUCUGUGAAUCCUGACCACACGAUUCCGUUGCUAGUCCAAGUGAGCUUCUUCAAGUGCGGUGGAAUCGCAAUUGGUGCCUGUUCUUCGCAUAAGAUCGGUGAUGCGGCCAACUUCUUUACGUUUAUUCGCGAAUGGGCAAAUGUUUCAUUGAACGAUAACUUGCUUUUGGUUCCAGAUUUCACCAUCUCAUCUCUAUUCCCUUCGAUCGGUUCCUUGAAUUUCAACACCGGGAUCAAGAUUCCGAUGAACGAGAAACUCGUUCGAAAGAGGUUUGUUUUCGAUGCUUCAAGUAUAUCAUCACUCAAGGCCCAAACAACCCCUUCCACACGCGUUCAAGCCGUUUCUGCGCUCAUCUGGAAAUGCGCUAUGAACGCGGUCAAGACCUCCGUUCAUGGACCAGACAAGCCCGAGACAAAAUCAUCGAUAGCGAUGACGCUCGUGAAUAUGCGAGGACGGCUCAACCCGCCAUUGCCGGAGACCUCCUUCGGCAACUUUGUUGGGUCUUUUUUGGCCGAGAAACGCUUUGACGACGAUGGCGAGAUUGAGUUGGGUGGCUUGGUGGCUCAAUUAAGACAUGGGUUUAAAGAAUUCUGUGAUGUUUACAUGAAAGAAGUUCAAGAUCCCAAAGAUGGGAUGCUUGCAAUCUUGAAUUAUAGUAAGAAAAUUGGGGAAAUGUUGCAGAGGAAUGGAACUGAAGUGUUCACGUUUAGCAGUUGGUGUGGAUUCCCAUUGUAUGAGAUUGAUUUCGGGUGGGGAAAGCCAAGGUGGAUUAGUGUUACAAACACGCCAUUCAGGAAUGGAAUCAUGAUGAUGGAUACUAAAGAAGGGAAUGGAAUUGAAGUUUGGGCCAAUUUGGAGGAAGACGUUAUGGCCAUCUUUGAACAAGACCAUCACUUGUUGGCUUAUUGUUCUUCGAUUCCAUGUGAUCAAUGA
Cynara cardunculus var. scolymus (artichoke) is the source of this 1296-nucleotide messenger RNA. RefSeq names its product vinorine synthase-like. The record is from RefSeq and is a predicted model, not a curated record. The transcript has a single exon. Bases 1 to 1296 code for a protein of 431 amino acids. Lineage: Eukaryota; Viridiplantae; Streptophyta; Magnoliopsida; Asterales; Asteraceae.